AUGCCUAAGAGAACCGUUGCAGGAGAGGUGAGUCUGGGCGGGUUUCUUCGCGUGCGAAAGUGGGAGUUUUUCAGGUUUGGAUGGUCACGCUUCGGCCCGCGGGCCACAGACCGCUGUAACCGGGUUUUCCUCACUUCGUGUCAGCUCUAUGGGGAGUACAGGGAGCAGCUGGGCAGUUUUGCCCGGAGAGAAGCUACUCGCCUUCUGAGAGAGAGACAGUGGAGGAGGCACGCCGGUGACGCCAAGGCGACAAAACGAGCCCACGCCCAACAACACCAGCCCCACGUCACCUUGGAAACUGGCCCCGCCUCCUCAGGGUUCAGCCACACUUCCUCUGUAAAGAAACCUCGCUCCUACUCGAAAUGCCAAGACUGUAUAGCGCGGAUACAGAGGUAUAUAGUGACCAAACUGGGAGAGGACUGGAUCUUUCUGGUUUUACUGGGACUGACCAUGGCUCUAGUCAGCUGGACUAUGGACUACGCCAGUGCCAAGAGUCUCCAAGCGUAUAAGUGGAUGUAUGGGGAGUUGAAAGGGAAUGUGGCGCUGCAGUAUCUGGCCUGGAUCACGUAUCCCAUAAUCCUCGUUGUGUUUGCCUCCCUCUUCUGCCACCUAGUCGCACCUCAGGCCAUUGGCUCUGGGAUCCCUGAGUUGAAGACUAUCCUCAGAGGGGUGGUACUGAAGGAGUAUCUCACGCUCAAGGCCUUUGUGGCCAAAGUCAUCGGCCUGACGGCAGGACUGGGCAGCGGGAUGCCCGUGGGGAAGGAGGGUCCUUUCGUUCAUAUUGCUAGUAUCUGCGCUGCCGUGCUGAGCAGAGUCAUGUCAAUAUUCACCGGCGUUUAUGAGAACUCUUAUGGUUAUACAGACAUACUGACCGUGGGCUGUGCAGUGGGAGUGGGCUGUUGUUUUGGCACUCCUCUAGGAGGGGUGUUAUUCAGUAUUGAGGUCACGUCCACCUACUUUGCUGUAAGGAAUUACUGGAGAGGAUAUUUUGCUGCUACCUUCAGUGCCUUCAUAUUCCGAGUCCUGUCUGUGUGGAAUAAAGACUCUGUUACCAUAACAGCGCUGUUCCGAACCAACUUCCGGAUGGAUUUCCCAUUCGACCUCCAGGAACUUCCCGCCUUUGCCAUUAUUGGGAUAUCGUGCGGGUUCCUUGGGGCGUUCUUUGUCUAUCUGAACCGACAGGUGGUUCUGGUCAUGAGAAGACAGAACGCGCUCACACGUUUCCUUACCAAACACCGGUUGAUCUAUCCCGGCGCCGUUACGUUAAUCAUCGCUACCCUUACUUUCCCUCCUGGUUUCGGCCAGUUUAUGGCUGGAGAGCUGAUGCCAAGGGAGUGUAUAAACUCCCUGUUUGACAACUUUACGUGGACUAAGAUCUGGGGGUCAUCUCCCCCUCCGGGCCUGGGUCGCUCAGCUGCCUGGCUGCACCCCCAAGUCAGCGUCUUCAUCAUACUACUCCUCUUCUUUGUGAUGAAGUUCUGGAUGUCUGCCGUUUCUACGACGAUGCCCAUCCCAUCUGGUGCCUUCAUGCCUGUGUUUAUACUGGGUGCAGCGUUCGGCAGGCUGGUCGGUGAGGUCAUGGCCACUCUUUUCCCAAACGGAAUUCUCUUUGACGGAAUUGUUUACCGGAUCUUACCGGGAGGCUACGCGGUGAUUGGGGCGGCAGCGAUGACGGGCGCUGUCACACACACAGUGUCCACGGCAGUGAUUUGUUUUGAGUUGACUGGUCAGAUAUCUCACAUUCUGCCGAUGAUGGUGGCAGUCAUACUGGCCAACAUGGUGGCACAGGGGCUCCAGCCCUCUCUGUACGACUCCAUUAUACAGGUCAAAAAACUGCCCUACCUACCUGAACUGGGCUUCGGACAUAUCAGUAAGUAUAAUAUCUUUGUGGAGGACAUCAUGGUGAGAAAAGUGAAGUUCCUGUCUCCUCAGUCCACAUACAGAGAACUCUGCCGCUUACUGCAAACCACUACACUCAAAACCAUCCCUCUGGUCGACUCCAAAGAGUCAAUGAUUCUACUGGGCUCCAUUGAGAGAUGUGAGCUCCAGGCUGCAUACGAUUGGUGGCUUUCGGCAGAGAGGCGGGUCUACAACCAAGGUCAAGAACCCCACAGCCCAGGGUCAAAGGUCAGCUGGGAAUCUUUCACCUUUGUGGAUGAGGAGGGGAGGAGACCAAAACAGAAGAAAGGUGAGAGGAGAGAGGGGAAGAGUAACACUGUUCCUGAUGAACCAAACGGACCCCUCCCUCUCUCUAAAAUGACAGAGCCCUCAACCAAUCACGGGGCUUCAGAUGAGGGAGUUUUCCAGUCUGUGAGAAAAGCUUUUCGUCGCCUCUUCUCUUCCUCCUCUUCCUCCUCAGGACAGACUGACUCUCAGGAGCCGCCGCCCCCUCAGCUAACAGACUCAAUGACAGCAGAGGAGAUCAAAGCCUGGGAAGAAGAGGAGCUGGACAAGCCAAUCGACAUGGAUCAAAUCCGAAUAGACCCCUCCCCCUUUCAGCUGGUGGAAAGAACCUCAUUGCAUAAAACACACACUCUCUUCUCUCUGCUGGGGCUAAGCCACGCCUACGUCACCAGUAUUGGUAAACUGGUGGGAGUGGUUGCACUCAAGGAGCUCCAGAAAGCGAUCGAGGGCUCAACCCGUAGCGGUGUGCGACUGCGCCCCCCUCUGGCCAGUUUCAGAGACGCCAGCCGCAAAGCCAAAAAGCCCCCCCACACCCCGUCCACCCCCUCCUCGCCCACGCGGGACAGGGACAUGUGGAGCGAGGGAGGGAAAAGGGACACGAAAGACGAAUCCGGGAAAAGCUCCGCCCCCGCCACCGGGACGGGCGGUACCGUCGCCGUCGGCGACGACGACGGCAGGAACGCCAUGCGGCGCCCUCAGGAGCCCCUCUCCUCCAACACCUCCAUCCCUCUCACAUCCCUCCAUCCCGUUCAGGAGCAGGACACGAACGGAGAGAGCGAUGAAGAACCGAUCUAG
Chanos chanos (milkfish) is the source of this 2979-nucleotide messenger RNA. It is a transcript of the gene clcn1b, whose product is annotated as chloride channel, voltage-sensitive 1b. Gene Ontology annotation, molecular function: voltage-gated chloride channel activity. Gene Ontology annotation, biological process: chloride transport; transmembrane transport. Lineage: Eukaryota; Metazoa; Chordata; Actinopteri; Gonorynchiformes; Chanidae. The record is from RefSeq and is a predicted model, not a curated record. The transcript has 23 exons. Gene Ontology annotation, cellular component: plasma membrane. The coding region runs from base 1 to 2979 and encodes 992 amino acids.